GUUUCUGCUGCCGGUGUUGGACCCACUGGGGAGGAUGAGCAGCUCCUCUCGCUUCUCCAGGUUGCUGUCGGAGGAGAGGCCCGUCGCUGCCCUGUCGAGCUGCCAGCUGAGCACGGGCACCCGGAGCUGCGUGGUGGAGGAGGACGACGACUUCUUGGAGCACCUGGUCCUGCUGAGAACGAUCUGCCUGGGGGCUGACGCCAGGGACGAGCUGCACGUGGUGGCCGUUGAUUCAAAAAACACCUACGGAGUCCCCAGGCCGGUGCCCAUCGCGGCGCUGCGGGCCUCGGUGCUCCCCAUGAUCAGCCUCAAAGGUCUGGAGCUGGUCCCUCCCGUCACCUUCAUGCUCAAGUGUGGAGCCGGGCCGGUUUAUCUCAGCUGGCAGCACGUCACCUUGGAUGACGAUACCAAGUCUGAAGCCCAUGAGGAAGAGCUCUCGGAGGAAGACACGGGCGAUGAGGAUAAUGGUAGAGCGUCAUAGAAUAGCUGCAGCUCGGGGAAGACUUCGUGGCUCUGGGAGGGGAGCUGGCAUGACGGCGAUGGUGGGAGCACCCUGUGCCAGGAGCUGCAAGUGCCUCGUGCCAAAUGGGACCGAUCCUUGCAGGGGGACACAAGCU
Tyto alba (common barn owl) is the source of this 617-nucleotide messenger RNA. RefSeq names its product nucleoplasmin-like. Lineage: Eukaryota; Metazoa; Chordata; Aves; Strigiformes; Tytonidae. The coding region runs from base 35 to 481 and encodes 148 amino acids. Gene Ontology annotation, cellular component: nucleoplasm; cytoplasm; nucleolus. Gene Ontology annotation, biological process: chromatin remodeling. Gene Ontology annotation, molecular function: chromatin binding; histone binding; RNA binding. The record is from RefSeq and is a predicted model, not a curated record. The transcript is spliced from 5 exons.